AUGCCAAACACGCCUCGUCCCGUGGAAUCGGACGGGUCAAGAGUGGGCAUACAUCGAAUUGGCACAACCGAGCUGCUUGAGCAGAUUCUCCUCCAUCUUGACAUGCAAACCCUCCUCGUCUCAGCAACACGAGUCUGUAGGGCAUGGAACAGCCUGAUUACAGCGUCUCCACCCCUGCAGCGGGCGCUUUUUCUGCUGCCCGAAGACAACCAUGACCCAUCAGACACAAAUACCAUCGUCAAUCCACUGCUGGCGAAACACUUCCCGCCUUUCUUUACCCCCGUUUACGAUAUCGGCUGCCCGUUCCCUAUCCAGGGCCUAGCACCCGACGAAGGUUGCUACGACUAUCUCUUCGAGGACGUAAGCUACAACGGCAUGAAGAAUUUCAAGUCCAUGCCUGUGUACCAGCUGAGCAUGGCCAACGACGACUUCAUCGACCACGACGGACAAGAUCCCAACGCCAAUACAAAGGCCCGGGAGAACAACCCUUAUCUCCGAGAAUGCGCGUCGUGGCGGAACAUGUUGACGUCCCAGCCGCCAGCCAGGAAGCUGGGCUACUGUAUGCUCUCGACCGGCGGGAACAGCACCAUCGCCAGCACCAAGAUUCUCUCCGUCAAAUGCCGGAAGGAUGGUGAUGACCAGGGCGGCAGCAUAGAAGUGAACUCGGCUGCGAACCAAAACCCUCCCAUACGCAUGGCAAACCUAAUGAGCGACGACGCACCGUACGAGGAAGAAAUCAACAAACUAGUCGCCGAACAUGGAGCGGUUCCUCCCCCGUAUGUCACGUUCCCAGACAUACACCCAUUUGAGAUCUUCUGGCGUAUGGGCUCCGGCGAAUCCUAUUUAAUGAUAUAUUCUGCCUGGAGCGCUAAAGAGGGAAUGAGCGAAGCCCAAUGGAUUGAAUAUUUCCGCAAGUUCCCACCUCCACUGAUUUGGCUCACGUGGGUGAUUGAUUGUAUUUGGAAUGUCGCGGAGAAGGUCGAGGAGAAUAUCGGAGAGAAUAGCGACGACGACGAGUUCACUUUGGAUCCGUUGGAAUUUGACUACUGGUGCUAUUUCAGACGCACAGCGGCACUUGGCUUCGGAACGGAGUCGGAUUGCGUUUGGUCCGGAACAGCACCCAUCGGGCCGCUUCUGUUCGCGUCCACUGGGCUAGGAGUCCCCGCGAGUGACAGUUUAUCGGGCCUCUGGUACAUCUACGCGGUCGUGACACUCAUAACCGGGGUUGUACUGGUGGCAGGAGUACGAGUAGUAGAGGCUCCCCCCAGUUGCAGCGGUGCGGAUACCCGUGAGAUCUGCUACUAA
Aspergillus nomiae NRRL 13137 is the source of this 1305-nucleotide messenger RNA. Its product is annotated as F-box protein. The transcript is spliced from 3 exons. The record is from RefSeq and is a predicted model, not a curated record. Gene Ontology annotation, molecular function: protein binding. Bases 1 to 1305 code for a protein of 434 amino acids. Lineage: Eukaryota; Fungi; Ascomycota; Eurotiomycetes; Eurotiales; Aspergillaceae.